GAUAGUGGUUUAAGGUCGACCAUAGUCUCGAGCGAAUUAAGUCAUCAACUGCCUGAAAUCAUGAAAGCAGCCAUUCUUUUUCUUGUGUGUAUUACACUGGUGUCAGCAUUCAAACUAGAGAAUGCCAAAAGAGCUACACAUACUGGGCAGUGUCCGCUAGUAGACACGAAUCUCUUCGGUAUUUGCAUGUAUGAUCCUGCAAUAAAUUGUCUGAGUGAUGAUCAAUGUAAACCAACGGAGAAAUGUUGUCCAAGUGGCUGCAACAAGAUGUGCAAGACAGCUGUUCACCAUCAGUUGCUUUUGUCUUAAACAUGCAACUCAAAACAAUCAAUAACCUUACAAUGAUAAUUACAUGUAUCAGUAAAAAUACUGAUUUCUGUUGGUAAAU
Saccostrea echinata is the source of this 388-nucleotide messenger RNA. RefSeq names its product WAP four-disulfide core domain protein 18-like. Gene Ontology annotation, molecular function: peptidase inhibitor activity. The coding region runs from base 61 to 309 and encodes 82 amino acids. Gene Ontology annotation, cellular component: extracellular region. The transcript has 4 exons. Lineage: Eukaryota; Metazoa; Mollusca; Bivalvia; Ostreida; Ostreidae. The record is from RefSeq and is a predicted model, not a curated record.